AUGCGACAAUGGAAGGCCAUGCAAACGUCAGCGCAAGUGUUUGCAGCAUCUGUUGAAGAGCAAAGCAACCCAUACCAAUUUGACGACGACAUACAACUGAACGAUGUCUACCUCAACGAGACCAAUACUGAGGCGCAAGCUCUACUCGAUCUGUACAAUACCACUGGUUAUACCCAGCAUACCAUCCCGGCCUUUUUCGAACAGAUCAUGGUUCCCGCACCAGACUUCUUGGGUAGUGACUACAUGCAACCGCCUCCAGAUCUGACCGCAUGGAUGCCAGAGAGUGACUGGCUUGGUCAGGUUGACAUUUUUGGCAAUGAUUUCACUCCAACUGUCAGUCAGAUGCUAGAAGUGCAGACAUCGCAGGUGACAGCCUUGCCUUCUGCAACGCCGCCUCUUAAUACAGAUGUUUCUCACGAGAAGAUUGAUAGCAACUCCGCGAAGAGGCGCCAUGCAGUCUUCAAACAGUCUGCCUGGUUCUGGAUCCCCGAGCGUAACCAGCACGCUUUCAGCGAGCACGAAAACAUCGCUUUAGACGAGCGUAACGUAGAUCUUGCCUCGUCACCACACAUGCCAUAUUCUUCCAACGUUGUGAUCCCAGAUAAGCUUUCGCCGGCAGCCCGUGACCGCAUCUUCCAAUUGGUGUCGAAGACUGCACAGAGCCAUAUCACCAUUCCUUCUUUCCCUUCGGCAGAGUGCGUCGACAAGCUGAUCAAAGUUGGAAUUGCAAAACGAACUGAGACUGAUGCAUGGAUCCAUCCGUAUACCUUCGAAAGCGAGACUGCCCGGCCAGAAUAUCUCACUGCAUUGGUGGCAGCUGGGUGUUCCGAGAAUGAUAACAGUGUGAUACGCGACCUUGAAUACCUCCAAGCUUCAAUGCUUUGGCUUGACAUCGGGGCCUUCUGUGGGUACAGGAGGAAGAUGGAAAUCGCGGAGAGUAGCUUGCAAUCUCUUGUCACGGCACUACGGCGCGCCGGUAGAUUCGAUUACAUCCGGUAUCCUGCAGUUACACCGUCUGCAGAGGAUGGCGACGAGGAACUACAUGCAAAGUGGAAGCAGUGGGUGGAGCAAGAAUCUUACAAGAGGUUGGUGUAUCACUUGUUCGAGCACGACAUCCACAUGACUAUGGCGAAGCAUCGCCCGCCACUGAUCAGUUACGCUGAACUUACGCUCAUGUUGCCUGCAUCAAAGACGCUGUGGUUGGCACCUUCAGCAGAGACAUGGCGAACGCGCUAUCUUGACAUGGACGUCGUCGCCAGCGCUCCCUCACUGCAAACACUUCUGAAAGACGAAGCUGCCAUACGCUGUCUUCCUGCCACCAUCGACAUGCAGGUCGCUCACUCAUCCUAUCUACACGGUAUUGCAGCUCAGAUUUGGGAGUAUGGACAGCAAUCUGCGCUGAUGAACGAGAGCAGCGACGCCGCUUCACAGCUCUGGGCUCGAUCUCGUCAGGAAAAACUGUUGGUGUAUCUUCUCUCAUACUCGAUGAAGCUGACACUCCCCCGCAGAUACCAAUACCUUCAACGCGAAGACCUUCUACCCAGCAAACAUCCAGCAGUGACCUGUCUGUUCCACCAAUUCUUGCAGAUGUACCUCCACGUCAACCUCGAUCUAAUCACGCGCUUCGCCGGCAAAUGCGGCGAGAGCGCUGCCAACAGCGCGUACACUCACCUCUCACCCUGGAGCCAAACCAAAGAAGCUAGAGUCGCAAUCUGGCAUGCUGGACAGGUGGUAAGAGCUGCGCGACAAAUCCCACCAUAUCAGAUCCGCGGCCCAGAUUCCUUCAUGUUGUACCAUGCCAUCAUGGUCCUCUGGACAUACAGCAUGAUGAUGCGCGACCUGGCUAAGAAGACCGGCACUACGACGCCGAUGCGCACACGGCCGAGUUCGCUUCCGAGCAAGGUUAUCUACCUCGAUGAUGCCGCCUCUGAUAACCAGGCUGGCGUUAAUGCCUUCAUUGCUACGAAUAGCGGUAUACCGUGCCUUCGUAUUAUCUCGACGCACCAACCAGUGGCAUCGGAGUCUGGAGCCAUCACGCGGCCCGAAAUCUGUAACCUCAAGUAUCCUUCACAGGUUAUGAAGGUGGGCGUUAUGCUUCUUGAAUCCACACAUCCUGACGUGGAUCGUGAAACUGGGCCGCCUCUUGUAAGGGCGCUUUGUGGACUGAUGGAAGAACUGGGAGGCCUUCGAUGA
This is a messenger RNA of Alternaria ethzedia, 2193 nucleotides long. RefSeq lists its product as uncharacterized. Gene Ontology annotation, molecular function: DNA binding; zinc ion binding. Gene Ontology annotation, biological process: DNA-templated transcription. The transcript has 6 exons. Lineage: Eukaryota; Fungi; Ascomycota; Dothideomycetes; Pleosporales; Pleosporaceae. The record is from RefSeq and is a predicted model, not a curated record. The coding region runs from base 1 to 2193 and encodes 730 amino acids.